AUGACAACUGCACUUGACUCGAGCGCUAUCUUCCGGGUUGACGGCAUUGUAGCCGUCAUUACCGGAGGAGGCAGUGGUAUUGGACUUACGAUGUCACGGGCUCUUGCAGCCAACGGCGCGCGAAAGAUCUAUAUUCUGGGACGUCGACUGGAAGUGCUGGAGAAUGCCGCAAAAGAGUACCCCAGCAUAGUUCCAGUCCAAGCCGAUGUGACGUCCAAGUCUGAUCUCCAAGCCGCCGUGGACCGUAUCAAGAAUGAAGUGGGCUAUGUCAACCUCGUCGUCGCCAAUUCAGGCAGCAUUGGGCCUGCAGUGCGCUUCAGUCCCAGUGCAUCGAUUUCCGAACUACGUGAGACCCUCUUUACCAAAUUUGCCCCAGAGGAAAUGAACGAUGCUCUGGCCCUCAAUAUUACCGCUGCCUUUUUUACCAUGACGGCUUUCCUAGAGCUGCUCGAUGCUGGUACCAAGAACGCCCUGCAGGGUGGCUUUGGCAAACCCGCCAAGGAGGGUUCCGACGUUCCAUCGAUCCAGAGCCAGGUCAUCUUUACAACUAGUGUUUCGGCAUUCAGUCGACACUGGUCGUCAUCACCUCCGUAUCUUACCAGCAAAGUCGCUAUCAUGCAGGUAGCCAAACAUGCCAGUACCCAGUUGGCCAGGUUUGGCAUUCGUGUCAACGCCAUUGCUCCGGGAGUCUACCCGUCCGAACUAGCUUCCGCGUUAAUUGGGAACCGUAAACCGGAAGAAGAGGCAUUCGACGACCAGCGGUUUAUCCCCGCCAGACGGUUUGGUGGGGAUGAGGAGAUGGCCGGUGCCAUUUUGUACCUGACCAGCCGUGCUGGAAGCUAUUCCAAUGGUUCAAUUCUUCUUACUGACGGUGGUAGACUAUCUGUAAUGACAGGCACGUACUAG
Messenger RNA from Penicillium coprophilum, 906 nucleotides. Its product is annotated as SDR family NAD(P)-dependent oxidoreductase. The transcript has 3 exons. NCBI's taxonomy places the organism in Eukaryota, Fungi, Ascomycota, Eurotiomycetes, Eurotiales, Aspergillaceae. The coding region runs from base 1 to 906 and encodes 301 amino acids. The record is from RefSeq and is a predicted model, not a curated record.